UCUCUCUCAUUUAUGGUUUUCCAUCGUUACGAGCUCAUUUUUUUCGUUCUCAAUCUCUUUUGUGGACAUUACGAGAAGCGAGGUUGUAUCGCCGAACAAGGGAUCAUCGAUCAAAUAUGGGGAAGAGGAAGUCAAGUGCAAAGCCAGCUCCAAAGAAGAAGAUGGAAAAGCUUGAGUCUGUCUUUAACUGCCCCUUCUGCAACCAUGAAAAAUCUGUUAACUGCACCAUUGACAGGAAAGAAAUGAUUGGAGAACUAACAUGUUGCAUUUGCCAAGAGAAAUACAGCACUGCCAUUAAUAAUCUUAGUGAACCCAUUGAUAUUUACAGUGAAUGGAUUGAUGAAUGUGAAAAGGUGAAUGACAUGGACGGCGAGAUUUCUCCUAGGUCACCUCCUCUAACACACCAUGAUUCCUGGUGAAAGGCAAGAAGGAAAUGUAUUGAAGAUCUAAACCAUCAAGAAUGAUUUUAUCGUCUUUUAAUUUCAUAGGUUUGUUUCAUCAGUUUGAGCUAGACUUUGCGACUCUUGCCAUUAGAAUUCUUGUUAUCUGUAUAAAUUUGAUAGUUGAUAAAGUCAUUUGGAGUCA
Molecule: messenger RNA, 585 nt
Organism: Telopea speciosissima
Lineage: Eukaryota; Viridiplantae; Streptophyta; Magnoliopsida; Proteales; Proteaceae
Product: transcription elongation factor 1 homolog
Exons: 5
Coding region: 117-419 (100 amino acids)
Biological process (GO): transcription elongation by RNA polymerase II
Cellular component (GO): transcription elongation factor complex
Molecular function (GO): RNA polymerase II complex binding
Source: RefSeq, a predicted model, not a curated record